AUGUAAAAAACACACAGUCAAAAAUAAUAACCUCGAAUCUUGACGAUUGAAUUACAAUAACAAUUUAUAAUUGAUACCUCCCAGUCCCAGCAUAUUUUUUAAAAUUUUGUGAAGUCAGUAGUGAUAAAUUUCUUAGAUUCUAUUGGCAUUUAUGAGUUCUAAUUUGUGAUAAUAUCUACAUGUUAUGUUUUCUGGACGAACUUCUUCAUGCCCAAUAAUCCUAAGUAUUAUUAGGCGAGCAAAAUCAAGUGAAAACAAGUGCCCUAGGUGCAUCCUAGUGCCAAAACAAAUAUGUUCAGAUAAACCAGCCUUUGCUAAAGUAUUUUGUAAUCAGAGGUUCUAUUCGAAUCACGACCGAGAAGUUCUGACAAAAAUGGCUGCCAGUGCAGAGGCCGAUGUCAGGUCACCGAAACACACGAAUCGUCUGGUUGAUUCUAAGUCGCCAUACUUGCUCCAGCAUGCACACAACCCAGUUGACUGGUACCCUUGGGGCGAAGAGGCAUUUGAGAAGGCCCAAAAGGAGGAUAAGCUGAUCUUCUUGUCUGUUGGUUAUUCAACGUGUCACUGGUGUCAUGUGAUGGAACGAGAAUCCUUUGAGAAUGAGGACAUAGCGAAGAUCAUGAACGAACAUUUCGUCAACAUCAAGGUUGAUAGGGAGGAGAGGCCUGAUGUGGAUAAGGUUUACAUGACUUUUGUACAGGCAUGUUCAGGCAGUGGUGGCUGGCCAAUGAGUGUGUUUCUCAAGCCAGACUUGAAGCCAGUAUCGGGAGGAACAUACUACCCUCCGGAAGACAAAUAUGGCCGACGGGGCUUCAAAAGCGAAUUAUUGAAGUGGGUGAAGGAGUGGAAGACCAACAAGGCGCAGUGGUCCAAGCUUGGAGACAGUGUUACUGAGGUGAUCCGAAAUGCAACUGUCUUUGAAGUGCCCAUGUCUGAAAAUCUUAUCUCAGGAGUGGUGCCAGGCGCAGAGUGUUGGCAGCUCUGUAUGGAGCAAUUGUCAGACCAUUACGAGCCAACAUAUGGAGGGUUUGGUCUUGCACCAAAAUUUCCACAACCGGGAAAUUUAGUGUUUUUGUUCCACGCUUACGCCCGCAACCCAACAGAUAAGAAGUGUUCCUCUCUGAAAGAUAUGGGACUUCACACCCUCAAAAUGAUGGCCAGGGGAGGAAUACAUGACCAUAUUGCACAGGGGUUUGCCAGAUACUCGACUGACAUGAAAUGGCAUGUCCCUCACUUUGAGAAGAUGUUGUAUGAUCAAGCCCAACUGGCCGUGGUGUACAGCACAGCUUACCUCAUCACCCAGGAUCCUCUCUAUCAAGAUGUUGUCAAAGACAUCCUCACAUAUGUUGGAAGAGACCUCAGCCAUAAGGAAGGAGGCUUCUAUAGUGCAGAAGAUGCGGACUCUCUGCCAACCACUAAAUGCAAGGAGAAGAGAGAGGGAGCAUUCUGUGUCUGGACGAACCAGGAGAUCUGUGAACUGCUGGACCGUUCCGUGGCGGCCAAUAGUUCCAUAAAGCUGGCACAGCUUUUCAGCUUCUACUACAAUGUUAAACCAAGUGGCAAUGUAGAUCCUUCACAGGUACAAGUCAUAAAAGACAAAUCAGUUUCACUACACCGCAUUGAUUCUAUUGACGAUUUAAAUUUACAAAUACUACAGCUUACUCGGGGAAAGGAGAAGGAUCCACACAAGGAGCUGAUCGGCCAGAAUGUUUUGAUGAUAGUGAAGAGUGAGGCACAAACCGCUGCUCAGUUUGGGCUGGAUGAAAGCACGGUUAGAUCAGAACUUGCUAUUGCUCGUCAGAUCUUGUAUGAUGAAAGGCAGAAAAGGCCCAGACCCCACCUUGACGACAAAAUACUAACUUCAUGGAACGGCCUGAUGAUAUCAGGAUAUGCGAAGGCAGGAGAAGCUCUACAUAAUGAGGAAUACAUCGAGAGAGCAGUCAGGGCUGCCAAGUUUGUCAAGAACUACUUGUACAACAGUGAUACCAACACACUUCUACGAAGCUGCUACACUGCAAAGGAUGGGAGUGUGGCUCAGAUCUCAAGUCCGAUUGAAGGAUUUCUGGAUGACUACGCCUUUCUGAUCCAAGGCCUCCUAGAUCUGUAUGAGAGCUGCCUGGACGCCCAGUGGUUGGAGUGGGCUGAACAGCUGCAGAAAAGACAAGACGAGCUGUUCUGGGACAUUGGCACUGCAGGAUAUUUCAGUACACCUCACCAGAGUGACCUAAUCCUUCGACUGAAAGAAGAUCAAGAUGGUGCUGAGCCUGGUGGGAACUCCGUAGCGUGUCAAAACCUGCUGCGACUGGGAGCCAUGUUGGAUAGGGCUGAGUACAGGGACAAGGCAUCAAAACUGUUGGCCUCUUUCACAUCUCGGCUGAAUAACGUCCCGAUAUCCUUGCCGCAGCUAACCUCUGCUCUCAUGCUGCACCAUGACUCCCCCACUCUGAUAACCAUAACUGGAAAAUCUGAUGACACAGAAACGGCUGCUCUCCUGCGUGUAGUCCGCUCACGCUACAUCCCUGGCCGCGUGCUGCUCCUUGCUGACAACAACACCAGCAGCAUUGUCUAUCGCAGCUCUGAGACUGUUCAGAGGAUGAAACCCUCCGAAGGACACCAGAGUGCUUACGUCUGUCGCCAUCGGACCUGCUCCCUCCCAGUUCACACUCCUCACGACCUGGCUGCUCUCUUGGACACUAGCAGUUCCUAGAGCAAUAUUGAACAGAAAAUAUUUCUAACGGACAUCUGGUGUUUUCUUUGCAAAAGUUAAGGAUAUUAUUGCAAUAGUAGCUUUAAACUCAACUAGAGUGCUUAGUGAUUGAUUUUGUCUCUAGUCUAUUGAUUUUUUCUUACAACAACAAAUCUAUAACAUUUUUUCAAAAUAAGGUCUACUUUCUUUUAAAUAAGGGAAAUAUAUUUAAGAAUAUAGUAAGGAUCAUUACAUUUUUACUUAUUAUAGUUUAAUCAAUGAAAUAUAUAUAAAUAUUACUUCAUAGAUUUGCUUCAUAAUAUGAAAUUUGUGAUAAUGGUUUCUUGUUGUAAUAAAGUAUAUAUUAAUAUUAAACCAGUAAAGGUAAAUAAAAUGAUCUAAGAUAAAAGAUUGUAAAUAUUAUGUUGUGCAGUAAUGUACAUUAAUUAAUAAUUCACCGAGAAUAAAAUUGUACAUAAUUUCAGUUAUAUUCUGUAAAAACCUGUAAAUUGUUAAUCAAGUUCUGAUUUUUGUUCAUCAACCUUUUUUGAAAUAUAUUAUAAAUUAUAUUUAAUAAACUUAAGUAGCCUUUAAACAUUAUUUUUAUUAUAAAUAGUUUGGGAUUGAGUCCAUGACCACAAUAAUAUGUACAAACUUCACUCUGAAAGUUUUAGAUAUAUUAUGUAGAGUUUUUGUGCUAAACUUACCAAACAUUAGGUGUGUUGAAAGUAAUCCACUUCAUCAUCAGUGUACUUUUGAAGUGGGAUUUUCCACAAGCGUCACACAAUUUUUGGAUUGUAUUGAAAAGAUUUAUGAAUAUCCUCAUUAAUUUCGGCUUCAAAAGAAAAGCAACAACUGUGCAAAUGUGUAUUCAGAAUUAUUAGAAGUUUCACAUAGUGAGACCAGGUUAACAAGGGGGUGGGGCUUAUUUGUCAAUUUGUGAAGUUCCCAUCAAAAAACAAAUUUCCUGACUUAAAAGUCAUGCAAAACUAUUUGCACUGUUGCGGAUUCUGGAAAGCUUCAAUCAUUAAAUAAUUGCAGUGUCUGUCCUCUUGGAUCACAGUGUGCACCCAAUGAACGUUGCCGUUAGUGACAUCCUGGACUUUUGUCAUCUUGAAACAAAUUACUGACCCUGUAGAAAUUAUGAAUACCACCCAAAAAACAGCACAGGAUGGUGUUUCAGAACCAAAAGUAAUUUUGUGAUGUUGGAUGCACUUCUAUUAAAACUAGCCAUCUUUACAAUCGAAGAAAAUCAUAGUCCUAAAAUUUUCUCUCAAUGAACUCCAUGACUUAAUGAAAUUGAUCAUUCCCAACAAAUGACAAAAGAACACUACUGAACUCAAGUUGCUGUCAGGUACUGACUUGUGUGUGGCCUAUCUGAGAAGAAUGAUAAAAUGAUUGCAGAAUGCACUAUCUGCUGGUAUCUCACAACUUUCAGAGUGAUCCUAGUAUUUAAAUAAUUGAACAUGCACCUGUGCACAAAAAAGUGUUUCCUUUACCAAACAAUAUAUUACACUUUUUUCUUUUCCGUAUUAAUGUUAGCUGAAGUGUCAAAAACAAUCAAAUAUGCUAGCAAAGGUUUCUAAGCCUACUAUGUAAAUUGGAUAUCUAAAGUUAGGAGUACAGAAAUUGACAAACAUAAUAAUAAACACUACUCAGAUAUUAAUUGUUAAAAUUACUAAUCACAACAGAGAAAUUACGUGUAUAUCUAUCACUGAAAACCAAACAUCAGACUUUUUAAAAUGUUUAUUCAGACGUAUUCAGAGAUGAAAUAGUGUUAAUAGAUCCAAGUAAUGUAGAUACAUGAAUAGUAGAGACUUACCUAAGUUUAAGGCUCUUGAGAAGUACAUUGUUUGGGGUUUACCUGUCCAAGUUAUAAGUAUUGAGUAGGUAAAUUACUUGUAAAGUAAAGUACUUGUUAAACUGUUAAAUAGCCUUUUAAAUUUGAAGUUAUGAACAUCCAUUCUUACCCUUGGUUCCUCUUCAAUUCUUCUCAGAUGGUUUAGCAUAAUUUGUAAGGUUUUCUUUAUUCUCUGAGUAGAAAUACCCAGUGGGCUUGUUACUUCAAUUGAAGGAUGGUUGACAUGGCAAGGCAAUAUUUGACAACUUUACAUGUGACAAAAGCUAUUAUUCAUAGUAAGUCCUUUGACCAGCCCAGCUAAAUGUUAUUUAAAGACCUGUCAUAGUAGUGAAAUAGAAAUCCUAGCUAGAUUGUUGUGGGAAUAUCUUGUAGCAAGUACAACAGUGAAGUCAUCUAACUUUCACAAAAUUUCCCUUUCCUAUUGAAAUAUUUCUAUCUUUCUCAGUUGAUGACAAUGCUCAUUGUCAGUAGCUAUUCAAAGACAUACUUUGGAAAGGUACUUACUUACAUCUAUACUUCAUACAUUUACAUUUUUAGAACUGGUGGGAAUCUGAGUCAGCUAAUCAGAGCCUGCUAAAUCUCAGGUCAUAAUCAACCAAGGUCAUAAUCAAGUUCUAUUAACCCAGUCAUUUUGGUAUUACUAAAUAACUAAAUUAACAUUUUUAUAGCGAUAAGAAAGAUAUUAUUAAAAAGUAGAAAAUUAUUGUGUUAAUUAAAACCCAUAAUGUGGUGAUACCAUGACAUCGUUGGUACUAGCAGUGUAAUGUGGGUACAAUGCCAUCAUGGCGUAACCAGGAUGUGUUAAACACUGGAAGAUAAGUGAUUUAUUAGAUUAUAACCAAUAUUGUGGUUUAUCAAUGUUUCAGCAAAAUAUUGUGAAAUAGACACAAUAGUUAAAAAUAAAAGUAUGUUAUUCAACUUUAAAAUGGUUCCAAAUGAAAAUUAAGUAUCUACUUUGCAGCCACUUAACAUGGAUAAUUAUUUGCUAAAAGUUAUACGUUUUUGUUUUGUUAUAUUUGCUUUUGCGUAUUUAUAAAAGAAAUUUCAGCAUCCUUGUAUAUUGGAUAACCAAACCUUAAUUAUCACAACUUUUUCAUAAUAUACCUACAAAUUAAUUUUUUAAGCACAUUUUUAGAAGAAAUAAUAAAAAUAUUGAUAUUUUGCUCGAGUGUUAUGUGUGUUUAGUCUCUUGUUCAAACGUAAUAAGGACGGCAAGAAAACUUCCAGUUUAAGCCCCCCUAGGUUUUAACACACACACAACUAAACUACUACUCACAGCACAUACCUAGUCACUGGCAUAAUUUACUCAGAAUCUUGAUGGGUUUAGUUUAUGGAUUUGUCACAUAAUAUCUCUGUUCGGUGGUUUUUAGUUGGAAUAACCUUUUUGAAUUAAAAAAAAAUUGGUAACAGCCUUUUAAAGCAUCCUUUGUUAAUUUCUGAAAACAUGAAAAUUAAACCUUUUAUUUUGUCACAAGGAGUGGUGGGAAUUUUGGGAUAUCUUGUAAGCAAAACUGUUAAAGAUAAUUGUAUCAACAUCUUACAGAAUGUUCAUGAAAGAUGGAGGAAAUUACAUUUUAUUUAUUAAAAAAACAUUUUCUCUAGAAUAAAUUUACUAAUAAUAAUUUAGUUUUAUUGAAUGGUUUUAAUUAAAAAUACAAUUUCCUUAAGCCAAAUGAAUAAAAACAAUAUUCCUCCCUGAAACUAUAACUCAUGUGUAAAUAUUUUAAGAAUUUCAUACUUUUUUAAUUAGCUGUUUUUAUUUAGGCUUGUUUACAAAAUGUCCUAAAUUUCUUACUUUAAAUGCAUUUAAUUCCUUGUGGAGUGAUCAAAAUCAAUUAUUUCUCCUUUUUCUGUCUUGAAGGAAGUUAUCUUAAAAGGCUGUUUAUUUAACAUUAAACAAAUAUUCUUCCAGACUCAACUCUAAAAUGUCAACAGUACGGAUUUUUGGCACUUAGACUAUUGAUGCUUUACCAUAAAUGAAAUAGACCUAGUUUUUCUCAGGGAAUUAAAAACAAUAAUAAGUGGCCAUCUUUGGUAAUUGUUAAUUGUAGAUUUUUGUGUAUUAUUCUCUUUGAGUGAUUUAAUACGGCUUUUCUUGUAAUAAUAACUGGUGAUGAUGGUUGUAGUAAUGUGAAUUUAGAGAUAAGUUUUAGAUUAUGAGUCAGUUUCAGGUCACUUAUCUCAAAUGAUAAUGAGAAAUAUUUUGGAAGCGGUAGAGAAGUAAGUUACAUUUACGGUGGUGGAGUGAUGAUUACUUAUUAAUAAACAAAAAAUGAAUAGAUCUAUACUAAUUAAAAUUGAAUAAAUAAAACUCCAUUUAUAUUAUAGGAGGCUGAAGAAAAGUGUAGGCUUCUUUCUUUUAGAUGUGCUUGUAAAUUAGUUGUGACUUACAUUACUCUACUAGAAUUUGUUUCACCAAUAAUAUAUUUGUUCAUAAUAUUUAGAAUGCAAAGCUACAUGUGGUUGAAAAUUGUACAACAUUAAACUUAUGAAAUUAUACAUAAAUGUAUUAACUUAAGGCAAUAACUGAAUAUCUUAUUGGGUGUAAUGAAAUAUUUACGAUUUUAUUAUAGAAAAGUGCUAAAAUAGACAAUAACUUAAAUUAUAGUAUGUGUAUUAUAUUUUUCAGCUUUACUAUUGUUCAGAGCUCUUAAUAUAAUAGUUUUUACUUUAGAGUUUUUUUUACAUAAUUGUUAUAUAAUCUAAUAAUUGUUUUAUUAUUAACAUUGAGAAUUGAGUUGUUAAGUAAAUAAUUUACCUUAUGUUUUAGCUCUAUAGUGUUUGUAAUAAUAUUUAUUUAUUGGAUUUCAAUUAAUUAGUAUUCAAUACGCUUUUACACUUGUAUUAUGCUCAUAUAUUGAAUUUUGUUUAAUUUUAAUGUGAUUGUUUUUUUGUUAUUUAUUGUUUUCUUUGUAGGAAUGUACAAUUCAAAAUACAUUUUUAGAAUUGCUGUUAAGAGGAGAUGGACAGGGUAAAAAUGUGAUAAUGAAUUCGAAGGUUGUACUUUUUAUUGAUAUUUUGUUAUCAUUAAAUGCAUGAAAUGUUUGAUUAGGUUGGUUUCCAAUUUCCUAUAACAGAUCUUUUGGUGUAUUAGGUAAUAAAAAUUUUUCAAAAGCUAAAAUACAUCAUGGUCAGAAAUAGUUUAAGGUUUUAAUACUGAUAUUUGUUCUAUAAAGAGUGAGGUUGACCAUCUGAACAGACCACCUACCCACACUGAGAAACCUACCUUCCUCAUUUUGAAUGUUGUGAAAAUUAGUAUUUUUGGCAUGAUUUCUCAACCAUACAAGAUAAAACCAAACUUAAUUACAAACAAUUUUAGGUGUUCAGAGAGCUAUUGAUAGGUUUAAUGAAAGUCAACCUUACAGUUUCAAUCUUUUUCGAUUUUACGAGCUUUAAAUAUCCCACAUUUAAACUAUUAAUAAAAAUUGGAAAAAUGCUGAAAAGUGAUAUCCGUAACAUAUUUUAGAAAGAGUAAUAAAUUCUUUAGUAACCUUGGAUAAAAAUUUGGAUUUGCUUAAGUUUUUAACAAAGUAACAGUAACAAAAAAAAAACUGAAACUGGACAACUUUAACAUUUUGGUCCACUCUGUAUACAAGAAGCUAAACGAUUUAAAAUAUUUUAAAAACUGAUCAGUAAAUAGAGAUAUUUAAAAUGAGGCUCAACCUAUCUUUAUAUUUGAAAAUCUUUUAAAAGUUACCCGUAUCUCCCAAAAUUGGGUGUUGCAUUUGUUUUCCCGAAUUUUUUGGCGUCGAAAUAUGGGAGUUUUACUUAAAAUAAAAAAGGUAGGUUUCUCGGUUCAGCCGCUAUUCAUCACAGACAGAUGGUUUGCCUCAAAAAUAUUAAAGUGUUAAUUCUAAUGAAGGCUAAAUUGUUAAAGGUGUUUUAGGUUGCUGUUUUGUAUAUUUGAAUUUGAUUGCUUCAGUGAGUACUGUUCAUGUUAAUAUGUAGUACUUCUAAAAAUAAAAUCAUUGUAGUUUAAAUGUACAAAAAAUUGUAAUGUUGAAAUUUUUGUUGGCUAUAUUUUUGUAACAUCGUUGAUAGUGAAUUGUGCUGUGAUAGAAUGUAUAUUGUUUGUUUAGUUUGCUUGUAAAUAGAGUGACAGCAUUCAGUUGAUUCUAGGUCAAACUGUUCAGUACCAUUGUGUAUAAUGUUGAGCUGUUUCUUUUGUAAUAACACAUUAUGGAAUAAAUAAAUGGUUGAACAAUUGAA
Homalodisca vitripennis (glassy-winged sharpshooter) is the source of this 8756-nucleotide messenger RNA. RefSeq names its product spermatogenesis-associated protein 20. Bases 185 to 2707 code for a protein of 840 amino acids. Gene Ontology annotation, biological process: carbohydrate metabolic process. The record is from RefSeq and is a predicted model, not a curated record. The transcript has 14 exons. Lineage: Eukaryota; Metazoa; Arthropoda; Insecta; Hemiptera; Cicadellidae.